AUGGUUUCCUCGCUCAUACGCACAGCCGUCGCCCGAACGGCCGUCUCGGCUGGCACGGUUGCUGGGCCCUCGAAAGCCAUCGCUCGAUUCUCAACAUCUUCGAGCCGAUACAUCGCGGAUAACAAGAACGAUGCAUCGCCCGCACGCGAUCAUCGACCAAGAUCGGCGGUGGGGCCGGGCAGCGCUGGGCAGCUGUCGUCGGUGCAGCACAGCAAAGAGGAGAACCUGGGAGUGGAACCGACGCCGACAGUAGGGGGAAAGACGCAGCGAGAUGCGAUUAAUUCGGCCAUGGGGGUGUUGGACAGUCUUGCGCGCGACGUUGCGUCCGGCUCCUCUAGCGCGGCAGAGGAGGGGGCUUCUGCGUCGAUAGCAUCCUCACCGAUUACGACGCCGUCUGCACCGUCGCUGGCUGCGGUCCACGAUGCGUCCACGGGUCCUGCUUACACUCCGACCACGUUGCCGCCAAAGACGGACCCCACACUCGAGUUCCUGACGAACCUGCUCAUGAAGGACGGCAAGAAAGCGCAGGCGCAACGAUUCACUACGCGCACGCUAUCGAUCAUCUCGACCAUGACCAACUCGAACCCGCUACCGCUGAUCCACGACGCCAUCACGCGGACCGCCCCGCUCGUCAAACUGCAGAGCAAGAAGCAGGGUGGUAAGAGCUUACAGGUGCCCGUGGUGCUCACACAGCGCCAGUCGACGCGGAAAGCGUUGACGUGGAUCAUCGAUGCGAGCAAGAAGCGACCGGAUCGCGAGCUCGAGAGACGGCUGGCUGCCGAGUUCUUGGCCGUGGUCGAGGGCACCAGCAAUGCCAUCGCCAAGAAGGAGGAACAGCACCGCAUCGCGACGGUCAACAGGGCUAAUGCUGCGGUUAGGAUUUGA
Molecule: messenger RNA, 885 nt
Organism: Sporisorium graminicola
Lineage: Eukaryota; Fungi; Basidiomycota; Ustilaginomycetes; Ustilaginales; Ustilaginaceae
Exons: 1
Coding region: 1-885 (294 amino acids)
Biological process (GO): ribosomal small subunit assembly; translation
Cellular component (GO): ribosome
Molecular function (GO): rRNA binding; mRNA binding; structural constituent of ribosome
Source: RefSeq, a predicted model, not a curated record